Penicillium cinerascens is the source of this 1554-nucleotide messenger RNA. RefSeq lists its product as uncharacterized. The transcript is spliced from 4 exons. The record is from RefSeq and is a predicted model, not a curated record. Lineage: Eukaryota; Fungi; Ascomycota; Eurotiomycetes; Eurotiales; Aspergillaceae. Bases 1 to 1554 code for a protein of 517 amino acids.
AUGGACCCGGAAUCAGCCAUAAUGGAUGCCUCCGACCGGAAGCUCCCCUUUGAUGUGCGAACAGCGACGGUGACAACCCUGUAUGGUCUCUUGCAGGCCGGUCAGACAACCGUUGUUGAGAUAGUCGAAGCCUAUCUGGCACAGAUCGAGAGACACAACAAAGCUGGGCUCGGCUUGCGGGCAAUUAUUUCAACUGCACCUCGGCAAACAGUCCUAUCAUGGGCCGAAAAGCUCGAUUGCGAGAGACGUAAUGGUAAAGUCCGAAGUGCGCUACACGGGAUCCCCAUUGUCGUCAAGGAUGCGAUAGUCACAUCCAAGGCGCUCGGCAUGCCCACCACCGCGGGAGCAACCGUUUUUGACAAGACCUAUGGAAAGAAAAAUGCAGAGGUUAUCGACUCGCUACUACAGAGUGGGCUAGUCAUCCUCGGGAAAGCUAGUAUGACGGAGUUUUGUGGCCUCAAAGCGCAGUGUAUGACGGCUGGCUGGUCUGCCAUUAACGGCUUAACUCAAUCGGCCUAUAUCCCAGGCGGUUUCCGUGAAGAUGAUAUCUUUAUCGGUCGCUCCGGCCCUGGAGGUUCCUCCUCUGGAUCUGCGGUGGGUGUCUCGGCCGGGUUUGCACCUCUAUCUUUAGGAACCGAAACGUCCGGCUCGAUCUGUAUGCCUGCGAACCGCGCAGGCUUAUAUUCCUUGAAAGUGACGGGUGGAACUAUUUCGACAGAAGGACUCUUUACCCUGAGUCGGGAUUUCGACGGACUGGGCGGUAUGGCCAAAUCUCCUGAAGACCUCGGAUUAUUAAUAAAUCUGCUAAAUGGAACUCACAAUUCCGACGCCCAGUCCUUGAAAUGGGAGGAUAUUUCUGUUGGGUUCGUGGAUCCAAUUGUAUGGAACGCUUUCCAGUUUCAAAAGACGCGUGACGAGGUCGUUGAGAAGCAGAUUCUUGAUGGAUACGAAUGGGCAAAAUCUCAAAUAACUCAACGAGGUGCUAAGGUCGUCUAUCCCAUUAGACUACCUGCUAUGGAGGAUCUUCGCUACGACGGGAAGAGUGUCAAUCAUUCAGUUUCAUUUUUCGAGUUUCCAGAGCAGUUUCGGAAGUUCUGCGCGCUUUUGGAAGACCCGGAAGUGAGAUCAGUCCAGGAAUUGAUCGAUUUCAAUAACAAUAACGCUGCACGCGCCAUGCCCAAGCCACACACCGACCAGACCGAUCUGAUUCAGACGCUCAAGUCAUCGAUGACUAGUGAAACCGUUGCUGCUGCAAAAGCCCAUGGUAGGCGGCUAGCCGGUUCGCAGGGGAUUGACAUCGCUCUUAUAGAGAACGAAAUCGACAUGAUCAUCGGCCCGGGGGACUGUUCCAUUUGCGCAGUCGCCGCUUUAGUCGGCUACCCUACAGCUAUGGUGCCGUUGGGUCGGCUUGAGGGCCCAAGGGGAAUGGGCCAGCCCCAAGGGCUUAUGAUAGUCGGAGGAACUAGAGGGGAAAGUAAGAUUUUGGACUUUAUGAAGCUAUGGGAACGAGUGAUUGGUCCAUGGAGAAUUCCUCCUUUGCUACAAACCGAGUGA